AUGCGAUUGUUCCUUAGCACCUUACUUCUCGCCUCACGUCUCGUUUCUGCAGAAGAUGGCUCGGCAGCAUGGUUGCGAUAUGCUCCGGUUACGCAAGCUAAGAAUUCUCGAUUGUUGCCCGCAGCAAUCAUCGCUCUCAACUCUACGAAAAGUAGCCCAGUUUAUACAGCAGGCCAGGAACUUCGAGACGGUAUCGCGGGUAUCUUCAGCAAAGAACUGAAUGUGAGCACUCAAGCAAGACGAACCUCCUCUGCCGUCAUCGUGGGGACAUUAACCGCGUAUACGAAUGAUUAUGGAGAUCUUGAAGACGCGGAAGAUCUGGAAGAAGAUGGUUUCUUCCUGAGUACAGAACAGGAUCAAGUCGUCAUUGUAGGACAUAACGAGCGUGGUGCUCUUUAUGGUGCCUUUGAGUACCUUUCUAGGUUGGCACAAGGCGAUCUUUCGCCAACAUCCUUUAUCUCAAACCCACAAGCACCAAUUCGAUGGACGAACGAGUGGAACAACCUAGAUGGGAGCAUUGAGCGUGGUUAUGCUGGCCCCUCUAUCUUCUUCCGCGAUGGUUUCGUCCUCGAGAAUGUUACUCGGGCUGCUGAAUAUGCUCGUCUUUUAGCAUCAAUCCGCAUCAAUGGAAUCAUCAUCAACAACGUUAACGCCAAUGCCACGCUUCUUACGGCACGGAACAUCGAAGGGCUGGCGAGAUUGGCGGACGCAAUACGACCAUAUGGUAUACAGCUUGGCAUAUCGCUCAACUUCGCAUCCCCGCGGGACCUAGGCGGACUGAGCUCUUUCGAUCCUCUUGACCCAAAGGUCGAUGCAUGGUGGAUGAAUAUCACCACGCAAAUAUACGCAAAGGUUCCAGACAUGAUAGGCUACUUGGUAAAGGCUAAUAGUGAAGGCCAACCGGGACCGCUGACCUAUAAUCGCACACUAGCCGACGGGGCCAACAUGUUUGCCAGGGCGGUAAGGCCUUAUGGCGGUGUUGUUAUGUUCCGUGCAUUUGUGUACGACAACCACAUUAGCCCGGCAAACUGGAAAGCUGAUCGGGCGAACGCGCAAUUAGAGUUCUUUCAACAUCUGGACGGAAAGUUCGAUGAAAAUGUGGUCGUGCAGAUCAAGUACGGCCCUAUCGACUUCCAGGUUCGAGAGCCAGCAUCGCCUUUGUUUGGGGCUUUACACAAUACGAGUACAGCCAUCGAGCUACAGGUCACACAAGAGUACCUUGGCCACCAAUGCCACCUGGUAUACCUCGCACCGCUUUGGAAGGAAAUACUUGGUUCUGAUCUGAGGGCUGAUAGUCGCUCGUCUAAAGUGAAGGACAUUGUUUCUGGUUCACGCUUCAAGCGACCGUUAGGUGGCUAUGCUGGCGUUGUGAAUGUUGGAACUAACUCAACCUGGCUCGGUAGCCAUCUGGCAAUGUCUAACCUCUAUGCAUACGGAAGGCUGGCGUGGGACGCGUCGCUCGAAUCUGAAGCAAUUCUUCAAGAUUGGACACGUCUAACAUUUGGUCUCGAUCAAGAAGUUCUGGAUACUAUCACCGAUAUGUCUAUGAAGUCAUGGCCGGCUUAUGAAAACUAUAGCGGCAAUCUGGGAAUCCAAACUUUGACGGAUAUUCUCUACACGCACUUUGGACCAAAUCCUGCUUCUCAAGACAACAAUGGCUGGGGUCAAUGGACACGCGCCGACAAAGCCAGCAUUGGCAUGGACCGCACGGUGAAAAAUGGGACAGGGAACGCAGGACACUAUCCACCUGAAGUCGCCCAGAUCUACGAGAAUAUUGAAACUACCCCAGACAACUUGUUACUCUGGUUUCAUCACGUGCCUUACACUCAACGACUCAAGUCGGGGAAAACGGUCAUUCAACACUUCUACGAUGCCCAUUAUGAAGGAGCUGACACAGCACAAGCCUUCGUCAGGCAAUGGGAGUCGUUGAAAAGCAAGGUUGAUAAUGAGCGAUGGAAUCAUAUCAUGUUCCGGCAGACAUUCCAGGCCGGGCAUGCACUUGUCUGGCGCGACUCCAUCAACCAAUUCUAUCAUAAUCUCUCCGAGAUUCCAGAUGAGUCCAAGCGCGUUGGAAACCAUCCGUACCGCAUUGAAGCUGAACAGAUGAGCCUUGUUGGAUACAAGCUAUAUAGCGUCAAUCCUUUCCAUGCCGCAUCGAGACAUACUGCUAUCGUCACGAACUCGAACAGCAGCGCGGGUAUUGCGACUGCAAAUAUAACUUUCGUUUCAGGAACAUACGAUGUGGCGGUUAAUUACUACGAUAUUAUCGGUGGGAAGGCGAGGUAUCAGCUCGAGAUCGAUAACCGCACCAUAGGCAAAUGGACGGGGAAUUUGGAAGACAAGUUGGGCCAUGCGCCUUCGAUCUACCUGGACGGUCAUUCAGCGACGCGCAUCACAUUCAAAGGCGUCGAAGUUAGGCAUGGGGAGACGGUAAGGAUUACAGGGCAACCGAAUGGCAUGGAGCCUGCGCCCAUCGACUACAUAUCAUUCCUGCCACCUGGGGUUGUCGAUUGA
This is a messenger RNA of Cucurbitaria berberidis CBS 394.84, 2514 nucleotides long. RefSeq names its product glycoside hydrolase family 67 protein. The coding region runs from base 1 to 2514 and encodes 837 amino acids. Gene Ontology annotation, biological process: xylan catabolic process. The transcript is spliced from 2 exons. The record is from RefSeq and is a predicted model, not a curated record. Gene Ontology annotation, molecular function: alpha-glucuronidase activity. Lineage: Eukaryota; Fungi; Ascomycota; Dothideomycetes; Pleosporales; Cucurbitariaceae. Gene Ontology annotation, cellular component: extracellular region.